Erinaceus europaeus (western European hedgehog) is the source of this 1994-nucleotide messenger RNA. RefSeq names its product clathrin heavy chain linker domain containing 1 (gene CLHC1). The transcript is spliced from 11 exons. The record is from RefSeq and is a predicted model, not a curated record. NCBI's taxonomy places the organism in Eukaryota, Metazoa, Chordata, Mammalia, Eulipotyphla, Erinaceidae. The coding region runs from base 63 to 1868 and encodes 601 amino acids.
AGCUUUGUUGCCUGCACGUCAAGACUAACUUUUCCAGUGAACAAGUGUGCAGAUUGGAACAUAUGUCAGUCCAAGAAAUAAACAAACAUGCCAUACUCCCUCCCAUCAUUAGUAGAAGUGACAGAGAAUUUCUGGAAAGUAUGCAAAGAUACAUAACUGCAGAGACUGAACGAGUAGGCUGUAACGAGGAAGGGCCUGCAGAUGAAUAUUACAUCAUAUACCGGAACGUUUUUGACAAGAAGAGAAAAAAAGUCAGUGCCAUCCAGAGAAAUAUCAUGUUUCAGGUCAUAGACUACGUCACUGCAUACAAACCUAUUCUCACUUCAAUCAAGAAAGAAUAUGAUGCCUUUAUUGAAUCACUAAAGAAAGGCCAAAGAACUAUAUUUUGUCUUCAAGGGAAACUUAAAAUGUGGGCAGCAGAACCCACAACACUGGUUUAUUACAGGAAAAGAAUAAUCCAACUUAAAUCAAAAAUGAGGCUUAUUGAAAAUAAUUCCUCAAAGAUUCUGUUGCAGAUAAACAAAAUGAAACAACUUAGAGCAGAGUAUGACACAAAAGAAGUAAAAUACUGUACUUCCUCCAAAAAUCCUUCAAAACCUAUUCCAGGCAUGACCCUCCAAGAAUCUGUCAAUUUAGAUGCUCUCACGAAAUACCUGGAACAUCUUGAAGAUAAAUACGCAGAGAUGAUUCAAAUUAAAUUGAAAAAAUAUGUACCAGUCCAGAGGAAGGCUGAUUUAGACGAAGAAAUGCUUGAGAUGUUAAAACGGCGAGAUGCAGCUGAAAAUCUGAACAAAGAAUUGCAGUUUCGACACCAGAGGCUACAGAUUAUUUCAUAUGCACUUUCUUCAUGGGUAAAAUCUGACAUGAGCAGCUCAUUUCAAGAUUAUGUGGAGCAGAUUCAGAAAAUCAAAAACAUGCAUGGUGAGCAGAAUAUCACUGAGGAGCUAGUAGAAGAUGACCCAGGAAAGACAAAAGAAGCUGAAAUUGUGCUUGACUACAUUGAAAGGAUAAAUGAAUUAAUCUCACAUGGUGAUUAUGAAAAAGCAGCUUACUUUGCAGCCAACAGUCCUAAAGGAAUUCUUCGAAACACUGGAACAAUGAAUAAAUUUAAGGAUGUUGGAAAAAUCAGAGGAAAGCCCUUUCCACUGCUUUUAUUUUUCGAAGCUGUCUUUAGCACAAGUCAUGCUUUUAAACAUCCUAUUGAUGCAGAAUUAACCCUGGAAGGAAUCAAAUGUGGGCUAUCUGAGAAGCGUUUAGAUCUAGUUAUUCACUGGGUCACCCAGCAAAAGCUGACACUUUCCGAGGAAGUUGGAGAUGUGAUUUGUGACUAUGGGGAGCGGGAUACUUAUAAUAAUGCCAAGUGCCAGGCUUUAGCUCAGAACAUCUAUAGCGAAUGUGGCUCGAACAAGAAAGUUCUUCUCUGUCUGUGCAAACAGGGUCAGAUUCAUGGGGCCAUGGAAUAUAUCCAGCAAUUCAAGGACAUUACUUCUGAUGACCUGAUGCAGCUAAUAAAGUUAUGCCCACAAAGUGAAUUAAUUCAGUGUCUCACUAAAGAAUGGAAUGGAAAACCACCAUCCUUAUCUUUUGGACUUGCUAUUCUUUAUCUGUUCUCUAUAGAUAUGAAGAAUGUUGGCAUGAAGCUACUGCAAGAAGUAAAUAAAGAAGGAAAAAGUGCAGUUGAAUAUAUUAUGGCCAAUGACCCAUUUUGCUCUCUAGAAGGCUGGCAAAAAAUGGCAAAUAUAUGUUUACAGAAUGGCUUUGACAAAUUAUCUCAUGAUAUCAUAUCUAUUCUUCGAUCUCAGGCUGGAGUUACAGAAAUUUCUGAAGAGGAUGAUACUGUCAACUUAAUGGAUCAUGUCUUUUGGUAGUUCUCUAUCUUAACCAGCUGAGGGAGCUUAUAUGUUAGUGACUGGGGAAACUAAUUUUAGUACAAUUAGGGUGAAUCAGUCUAGGGUAUUGGCACUCUCAAAAAUAAACACACACUUAUUAUAAGG